This is a messenger RNA of Misgurnus anguillicaudatus (oriental weatherfish), 3729 nucleotides long. RefSeq names its product POU class 3 homeobox 2a (gene pou3f2a). Gene Ontology annotation, cellular component: nucleus. The record is from RefSeq and is a predicted model, not a curated record. Lineage: Eukaryota; Metazoa; Chordata; Actinopteri; Cypriniformes; Cobitidae. Gene Ontology annotation, molecular function: RNA polymerase II cis-regulatory region sequence-specific DNA binding; DNA-binding transcription factor activity, RNA polymerase II-specific. Gene Ontology annotation, biological process: regulation of transcription by RNA polymerase II; brain development.
GGCUCUGGCGCGCCGGGGAGCCGCCUGUGGCACAGAGUGGAUGUCAAACGCGCGCUCGCGAGCACUAUGGCGACUGCGGCGUCCAACCACUACAGCAUCCUCACGUCCAGUGCGUCCGUCGUCGCGCACUCGGAGCCCGGCAGCAUGCAGCAGACGCCGCCGGCCUAUAGGGACGCGCAGAGUCUUCUGCAGAGCGAGUACACCACUCUGCAGAGCAGCGGGAGCACGCUCAGCCACGCGCACCAGUGGUUGACGGCGGCUCUGUCUCACGGGGGAGAGGGAUCGCCGUGGCCCGCCAGCCCGCUGGGCGAGCAGGACAUUAAGCCCACCCUGCAGGGCGACGUGGACGAGUUGCGGCAUUCGCCGAGUCUGACGCCCAGGCAAGCGCAUCUGGUGCAGCCUAGCCAGAUUCACGACGCGAGCGCCUGGCGGGCGACGACCACGGCUCAUAUGCCGAGCAUGACCACGUCAAACGGGCAGAGCAUGAUUUACUCUCAGCCCGGCUACGGGGAGCCGGGCAUGCACCAUCACGCCCUCAGGGACGCGCAUGAGGACCACCACAGCCCGCACCUCAGCGACCAUGGCCACCCGCAGAGCCUUCAUCAGGGACACCACGAGCACUCGGACGAGGACACGCCGACCUCGGACGACUUGGAGCAGUUUGCCAAGCAGUUCAAACAGCGCCGGAUCAAGUUGGGUUUUACGCAGGCGGACGUGGGGUUGGCGUUGGGCACGCUCUACGGUAACGUGUUCUCCCAGACCACCAUCUGCAGGUUCGAGGCGCUUCAGUUGAGCUUUAAGAACAUGUGCAAACUCAAGCCUUUGCUUAACAAAUGGCUGGAGGAGGCAGACUCCACCUCGGGAAGCCCGACCAGCCUGGAUAAGAUAGCCGCGCAGGGAAGGAAAAGGAAAAAGCGCACCUCCAUCGAGGUGAGCGUCAAGGGGGCCUUGGAGAGCCAUUUCCUCAAGUGUCCCAAACCCGGCGCUUCUGAAAUCACCUCGCUGGCGGACAGCCUACAGCUGGAGAAAGAGGUGGUGCGGGUCUGGUUUUGUAAUCGGAGGCAGAAAGAAAAGAGGAUGACGCCGCAGAACGGACCCCUGCCCGGUAACGAAGAUUCGUACGGGGAAACAUCGCCUCACCACGGGGCUCAGACACCUGUUCCGUGAAAGAAGGGGCAUCUGCGCACUCAGACGGCGACCUGAAUCGAUUGUCUCUUUGUCCUGGUCACAAGUCCGUUCACGGUGGACCGACUGUGGUGAUGCGCACCUCAGAGGGAGCGCAGCGGGCAUUGUUGCCCAAACAAUACACGGGCGCGAGCGCGAGAAAUGCGCUCCGGUAAACUAAGGCGUUACGCUGCGGGUGAACCUAAAGUGCGAACGUUUUUAGACGUAAAUAUUCUUCUUUAAAAAAAGGUUUUAUUCGAAGUCCGAGGAUCUGUGAAAGCAUUUUAUCACUUCCAACCGAAAGCUGUGAAAAGGCGUCAGGGGCGCAAAUUCUCCAACGCCAUCUUCCCCUCACGACCACAAAAGGUUAAAUACUGAUUUAAUAGUGCAAUGUCUGAAACGUAUUCUCUUCCAAAUAUGAAUGGCAACAUUUAUUAUUAUUAUUAUUAUUAUUAUAGUUGCAUAAAUACAGUUACAAAGAUAAAUGUAAAUAGCAUGAGACAUUUUCUUAAAGGUAGUACAUCCAAUGUUGAUUAUAACAAAGGCUGCCAAGUGCUGCUGUGUGUUGUGCAACCCAAAACAACUCAAUUUCAUGCAGAUCACGGAUACACACUGCUGGUGCAUAACAGAGCGUCCGUCCAAUACGAGGCCUGAGGAAACAUUAAAAUCUCCUGUACUGCACUGCACCGUGCAUCACAGCGAAUUAUUUGUAGAAAUAAAUGAACAGCAGGCCAGGUCUAUACAUUCAAACCAUCCAAUUGGGUUUAUCCUUAAAAUUAGAUUAUAUAAAUUAAUUUGAAAAAGAUAUGUUUGACCUAAUGAUUACGCAUUUACGUUGCGUUUAGGAUUUGCAAGCAGCUUUAAACUGAAAAUGAUUUUGUUAAAAAUGUAAGGCUUUUCAGUUUCCACUUAUUUAAUUUUAGGGAAAAUCUAAAAGAAGCUAAACACAGCAUAUUUUAUUUUACAGUAGGCCUACAGAAAAAAAAACAAUUGUCUAAAAACAGUUAAUGCAGCAAAUAUUAAGAUAAUUUUAAUAGAAAAAACAACAACAACAACAACAUAAUAAUAAUAAUAAUAAUAAAUGUAUCAGCUACAGUGGCAAGUUUUCCUUUUUUCUGCUGUCUUCAUCUCACUGGAUCUUUAUUAUUAUAUUAACACAUUGAUUUUGUGUGUCAGCUAAACGUGUAAAAGCCUCAAAAUGUUUGUAACUGUUUGAUAUUUUGGUUUAGCUAUUUUAAUAAUCGUCUGGCUCUCCAAAACUUGCAUUUGUUGGUGUCAACUGUCGCGCGCAUUUUCUUUUACGGGAAAUAUAACACCAGCUGUGUUGCUAUUAUUUGAUGACCUGCAUCGAAAAAAAGGACACUGUGCGUAAAUGUUUUUAUUUUAAUUUUUUAUGGCUUUGUGAAUACUUGUAUAUUUGUAUAUUUGUGCACCUAACCUGGUACUGCCAAAGCACAACCUGUCAGUGUGCCCUAUUGAGACCCUUAAUGUCUUUGGUUUUGACAGAAAAUAUUGCACAGUUUUUUAAAAGACUUUUGUCAUUAAAGGAAAACAUUUUUAUAUGAAGAAGUGCAUCUCGUGAAUCUCUGCCCCGUGCUUAAUUAUAGCGAGGAGAAAGAUCCUGAAGAUAAAUUUCACAGAUUAUGUGACCAUUAAGGCAAGUGGAAGAUAAUAUUGCCUCAGAUGACGUGAAAUUGUACGUCCUUUGCAGCCCAUUAUAAUUUCUUAGCCUCCUGUUCAGGCACAACCGUUUUACAAUUUUAUCCAUAAUGAUGACAGAUUAGAGGGUUCAAAAAUGUACAGAAAGCAGAUGGGUACAAACGGUGAAUUUUUUGUGGAUUUACAUGGCGUUCUGGAUCAAAUAAUAGAUCUAUUUGCAAUAGUUCAUCAUUGUUAAUCAUUUAAAUUUUACACAAUAAAUUUGUUAAUAUUUUAAAUAUUUUUAGGCUUCAAAAUGCAGUCAAAAAAUGUACAUAAUAUUAGUGUACCGUGUAUUAUUAACAGCUUUAACAAAAUUAGCAAUAAUAAUAUUUUUAUAAGUUUAGAAUUAAUACAAUUAUAUAGAAAUAAUUUUAGACAGUUUAAAAAAUACAGAUUUGUAUAAAUUUGAUAGAUACAUUUGUCUAUCAAAUCUGUCAAGCAUCAUCCUCCACUCCGUUUAAAAUAAAUUAUUUCAUCUUUACUGAAUCGUAGUACCCAAACUCUGAUUAGAUUUCUUUAAUAUAUUUUUUGUUUCUUUGUGUAUAAUGAUUUUUGCAUCUCAUGGCCUUGUAGAUUUGUAAUGCCAAGGAAUAUUCUCAUCCGAAGCUGUAAAUGUGUGUGUUUGGGUAUCAGUGGCGCAUGUGCAGUGUGCGCCAUCUAGUGGUCAUGCGCCACUCAAUAAGCUGCAGAGGAGCAAUGCCCUACACGCCAUAUUACAAAAGAUAACCUUGUCUAUUUAAUACGGAUUUCAUUUUAUGAUACAUAAGGCAUAUGCUGCAGAUUUAGCAAAAAUAUUUCCAGUUAACAGCGGUAUUUUUUUGUGCUUGCGCUGCUAUUUAUUCUAAUGUACUUAAACCCAUAGGU